AUGACUGACACUUGCCCCCGUUUGCCUGUCCCUGAAAAAUGGGAUGCGCAUAAGAUUUCGUCCCAGAAGGGGAAAAUCGCCGUCGUUACCGGGGCCAACUCCGGCAUUGGCUACGAGACCGCCCUCGAGCUUGCACGCAACGGAGCCCACGUGAUUUUGGCCUACCGAAAUGAAAUACGCGGCCGUGAAGCCGAAUCCAGGCUGCGCGAGACGCUUGCUUCCACUCCAGAAACUGGCACCGUGGAGUUCAUGAAAUUGGACGCCAAGUACAAACGCCUAGAUUUGCUCAUAAAUAACGCAGGCGUCGCUGGAGGUGACUUUACUCUGUCCGAAGAUGGUUACGAGUUGUUGUUCGCCACCAACCACUUAGGCCACUUCGCAUUAACGGCACGAUUAUUCGCUCUGAUCAAGAGCAGUACCCCGUCACGCAUCGUGAACGUGAGCAGCCAGGUUCAUCGGCAGCCUAAGGUCUUCGAUGAAGACGAGAUUAUGCUGAAUGACGCUGAAAAAUACUCACCGAUGCAGAAUUACGGCGUCACCAAGCUCUACAACAUCAUGUUUGCGAAGGAGCUUAACCGUCGAAUGAAGGCCAACGGGGUAGAAGGGGUCACUGCGGCUGCUUGUCACCCGGGUCUGUCGGUCAGCGGUCUCACGUCGAAAACUGCGUCCGCGAGUAGCAGUUGGCUGUGGUGGUUGUUUUACAAGGUGGCGGUGUAUUUCCCAAGCCAGAGCGCUCAAAUGGGAGCUCUGUCAACGUUGUAUGCUGCUGUUGGAGACGCUGUGGAGGGCGGUGACUAUUUUGGUCCUAAUUAUCUAGGUCUCUACGGCCACCCAAUUCGUGAGGCUCCAUCGGGGCUAAGCGACGCGAAGGAUGCGGCGGCGAAGCUGUGGGCUUUCAGUGAAAAGCUGGCGAAGCUGGCUUUUGAAGUCAGCAAAUGA
Molecule: messenger RNA, 939 nt
Organism: Phytophthora infestans T30-4
Lineage: Eukaryota; Oomycota; Peronosporomycetes; Peronosporales; Peronosporaceae
Product: glycoside hydrolase, putative
Exons: 2
Coding region: 1-939 (312 amino acids)
Source: RefSeq, a predicted model, not a curated record